ACCGAGGAAACCCCGCAGCCGGGCUCAGCCCCCUCCUGGGCGCGCUGGAAGAGGCUCGCCUUCCCGGGCGCCGGCCGAGCUCUCGCUGGAAGUGCGCGCGCUCACAGACUUCAUGUCCAAGUCCCGGGACACUUGUGUCCACUCUGCGAGGUUUCAGACUAUAGGCCGUCAUGGAACCGCAGGCUGCGCGACCCUUUACCGAGUGUCAGAGCGCAGGCGGGGGUCUUGCUGGGGUCCAAACUUUGGUGGGGGGCUGUGCAGAGAACUGUGAUCAUUUCAGGGGAAAAGCAGCUCGUGGCGUUUGUGUGCGCCCCUCGGAGGACGAGGGUGUUGGGGGUCUGGGAAGGGGUCUCUCCCAGGUGGACCGGCAGGUUCUCUGGACAGACUUUCAGAGAGCAGGGGCCUCCUAGCAGCCAAGGUGCAGUAAUUAAAACCAGUCCCCUAAGUUCUCUGGGACCUGAGCUUGCUUCCUCCCGCUCUUCUGGAUCGUUUUGUUUCUAUUUCAUGUGUCACAUGUUCUCAGAGGCUCUAGUAAACCCUCAGCCAGAGAACAGCAAGGUUUAAAAGAGUUCCAGGAAUUGCACUGAGGAAAAUGAGAGCAUUGCACCGGGGGUGGGAAGGCAGAUUUUGUGGGAGAUCGGUGGUGAUAAUGAGGACAGGUGGCUGCAGAACAUGUGCUGAUCCAGAUGUCCUGGGCAGCUUUCCCUAACGGUGGACACCUGACCGUUUAGCAAAGCAUCCACCAGGAGCAGAGCUCUCCUGCCUCCACACCCACCACGGCCACCCCAAACCUCUGCACAUCAGGUCAUCAGGUCAGCACCCUCACGGCCUCUAGGUUUCCGAUCCAGCUUCAAAAGGCAUUUAGCCGGUGCUGAAGGUCAGGGGUGGACCCCCACUCCCCAUCUAGGAAAGGGAGGAGACGGCAAACCCAGGAGCCCUGUGCUGUUUUCUUUGUCGUCCUGCUGGGGCCGGUGGCAUGGGCAGUGCACUGGCCCUGCGAAUGAGCUGAGCUGGGCCAGACCUGCCUGUUUGCCAAGGUGUGCCCAGAGCCCCAGUGAUCCCAGACUUUCAAAGUCAGGAUGGAAGGCUGGCAGUUCAAGGGCCAGAGAGAGAAGGUGUAAUUACAGGGUUGCGCUCCUAGGCCCAUCUGCUUAGAAUUACAGAGCAGUUUUCAUCUUUGGCUGAAACAUGAAACAAAUCAGAGCCAGUGGGCAGAUCAGACAGCAGCUGCCACCCACACCAGGAACAAGAGGCAGAGAGAGAGAGGACACGAGAGGGUGUCUCCUAAAAAAUCUCUUGUCGUAUCUGUGAAGGAAAACAAUCACAUGGGCAAAUGCCUUUAAAAUGAAAAAGUACUUGACAAUUUGGCAUAAACAGUUUUUUGUUGUUGUUUUUGUUUUUUGUGUGUGUGUAAAGCCAUUUGCCUUUUGGACUACAAAAGCCAUGCUCAGAGACGCAGCCUGGGCCAACCUGUCCUGAGCUUUUCCUCCUUGUUUUGAGAGCUGGAAGUUGUAACCACACUUCCUGCACCACAGUCCAAGCUGGAAUAGUGAUAGCUGGUAAGGGAAGCCCAAGUGUAUCCUCAGUGAGGUUCAAGUACAGCCCCCGAUCUGCAAAUUCCAGCCGGAGUCAGCCUGAACUCCUUGGGGUCAUGGGUUCACCCAGACCCACAGUGUACAGGGAGGGGGUCAGGAAGGGGGAAGUAAGCCAGCGGGGCCAGACCCCGUGCAUGUGUGCACAUGUGUGUGCACACGUGCAUAUGAUGAAGAGGAUAUCAGAUAAAAAAGGAGGUUUGCCAGGUUUAAUGGGAUGACAGGGAUAACCCCACAGAAAGCCAUCCCAUUUCAGUGUGAACCUGCAGUGGCAAAAUUAUUCACACUGACUUUGCCCACAGAUCAACUGCACUCGUUCAGGGAGCGUGGGACUCCAGCACAGAGGAGAAACCAAGGGACUGGUCCUUCUUGGUAUAAAACUCUGCAAUUUGAGAGAGGCUUGUCACAAUUCCUUAGGAUCAUGUAAAGCACCAAGAAAGAAUUGUGCAUUCUCCCUUUCCCCCUUUUCUGCCUGAAAUUUACUUGAUUGAAGUAGUUUUAAUUGAAAAUGGGUAUUAAUCAACUUAAUCCAAGUGAAUGGCUUGAGAGUGUGUCCUACUCUGUAGUUAGGGGUUUUGUAAGUAUUUAAAAACUCUGUAGUAACAGAUGGAGCUUGAUCAUAUAUCUUAAUAGAAGUCAUCAGUCUGAAGGAAAUUACCUGUACUCUUUUAGAAUGGCUUAAUGAUUUUUUUGCCUGAUACAGAGGCGUUUUAUUUUGCUAACCACAGGAUACCAUUUGUGUGUUUAUAAUAGCAAUUAGUAGGUAAAAACAUAUUUUCUAUGGUUAUGAAUGUACUUGGAACCAACUUUAAUAAAUUUAGUUCCAGACAUCAUUUAUAGAUUAUUCGUUACACUAACAAGUCUCAUUAAUAAGAUUAAAAAAUGCACAAGGCCUUCAGGAAGAUUCUGGGUGAAGAUGCUGUAGAAACUUUAUUGUGUUUGGCAUCCGAUCUUUGUUCAGUUUUUUGGUUACUUUUAUUUCAACUCAGGCAAGUCAUAAAUCACCCAUAGGUCCUACUGGUGAGUAAAUUAGGAUUUGGCAAGACUGGAGCCAGUUGUUUAUUUUUUGCUGUUUUUUAAAACUGUACAUGUAGUGGGAGACACCAGUUCAAAAUGUGACGGCAUAAAAGUAGACGGCAGUCUUACUUUCCUCUCCUCCACCUUCUAAGGACAAUUGCAUUUCUUAAUCCAGGUAAAACCAACUGAGUGUCAUGAAGGUAUGUAGCUGGGGGAUGUCCCUUGUCACCAUUUUCUUUGUUUACCUGAAAAGCCACAAAAAUCAUUCAGCUCCAGAAGCCAGAUUAACACGACAUAUUUCAGAAUAAGUGGUGCUUUAACGUGCCCCAAGGUGCUUAUUCUCUUUAUGAAUGGAAACAUUUGAGUUUAAGUUUUGGAGCUGAGGUUGGGGAGAUGUUCUUCUCCCCAUCACUGUUUACUUUUGUAGAAUUCAUUGACUUUUCUGAAAUGGGAAGACACUUUUGAGCUAUUCCCUUUAACUCAAGUGUAUUCUAUUAAAACCAUACAAAAAAAAAAACUGUGGAUUACCAAGUGAUUGCUUCACCAACAAAAUGUGAGGAAACUUUGCAAUAGGGUAAAAUAGAAUCUUUGAAAUAUCAUUUUACAGUUUUUGUGACCAAGAAAACAUUGCCUUUCCUGCACCUUUUCCCCCUUAAUCAUAAAAUGUAAUCUUGAAAAGAAAUAUGACUCGUUUGUUCAUAGCAGGGAGCGAGGGUUUUAGACGGAUGGUAAAUAUUCUCUCAUGAGAGAAACUGACUAGCUUCAAGCAUGUGGCUGAGCCGUCUCGUCAUAGCCAUGUUCUUUCUUUUUCUCCCUACAUGAGUAAAGAACUCAACACCAGCGGAUGAUAGGACUGUGUAAAUAACACACCGUUUAGGCACAGACUGAUGACAACUUGAUAGACUCAGUUAAAGGGAAGCAUAAAGCACUUAGGACUAGAAAUAUGAAAAGACACGUUAAUGAUCGUGUACAUCUGCAGAAAACUUACAUGGUAGCAUGUGCCCUCUGCAUGGCGUUGAAGUGAACCCAGGAAAAAGCUCAGGAAAAACCUGCCACCGUCCAAGCAUGAGCUCUUGCUGUGUCCAGAUGUUAUGUGCACAGGCCGUUUAGUUCUUUUAAAUUUGGGAAUAAGAUUAUUUUAGAAAGUCGUGUGAUAGGGAUCUAGGUUAGAGAAAGGAUGUAGUGUCACCCUACAGUUACUAAGGGUCUUCUGUUCUCGAAGGGUUUUCCAGCUUCGUUCCUUCAGCCAGUCAUUCAGUUAACAGGUAUGUUUAUGAGGGCCUCCUGUGUGCCUGUGUCACUGCCGGCUGGGGACAGGGCUGUGAAGAGGGGCAGCCCCCUUUCCUGAAGCGUCCUGAGAAUACCUGGGGGGAUGAGAGAAGCUUUUUGGAGAGCCCAGAGCUGGGAGGCUGCUGCCCUUGACUGUAAUAUUUUUCCCUGCUGGGAAUCCCGGCACUCCACCCCGUCCCCCAUACAUCAUGCACACACCACACACACACACACCACACAUAUCGUGCACACACCAGACAUACACCCAUCUUACAUACACACCAUGCACAUACACAGCACAUGCAUCGUGCACACAGACACACACACUGUGCACACAAACAUACACACACACGCAACUUCACACGUGUUCAGAGCACGGCUGUGGUGGCAGCCGUCAGCUGCCGGCCCAACAGGCAGACGGUGCCGUCUGUGGUUUGACCCCAGUGUCUGGCCCAGGGACCAUGGCCUGAGAAGAAAACGACUUAGAAAAUUACCUCAUUUUCAUCAAAAGUUAAAUGAAACCAGGAAUUUGAAAUCUUGACUUUAUUAUGUUUCUCAUAAAGGGAAAAUGCUUUUAGAUAAGAAGGUUUAAAGAUUGGCAAAAGCAGCUCUCUCAGCUUUGAUCUCCAAAAACGUGGAAAUAAAAACAAGAGCUUAGUGAGUGUAGGUGCCCAUCUGGGAGUGAACUCCAGCUUUUGUUCCAAAACAUGGAAGCUGCGCGGGCGGUCAUGCAGCCGCCUUGACCUCACAGCCCAUGUCACAGUGCUGAUAGCUCUUUUAAUGGGGCUGCGUGACUAACCAAGUCAAAGAUGAGUUCAGUCCCAAGUGUGCCUGGAAAGUGUCUCUUUCCCAACUCAUUUCACAUUUUAUUGUGUGUACAGUGGUUUGGAGCCUUGGGUUUCUCUAUCUAGACAGGCAGAUGGAAAGCUGCCGAGUAGAUUGAGAGCAUUCAGAACUCGGGGACUUGGCCACACGCUGUGUUCCUCCCUUACUUUUCCCUUCAUGUGUCAGUGAUGGAGCAGGCCUCAGAGACAACCUUGCAUGCAGUAGGACCUCAGCCACCCGCUGAAGGGGUGACUCUGGGUCUCUGCUCCAUCCCUCCCCCCAUUCCGUGCCCCUCACCCUCUGUCUGGUCCCUGUCGGUGGCCUGGCUCGCUCUUAGCAACACCGGCUCAGGAAUAAGCGUUGUUGCAGAUGACGGAGAAGUACUGCAUUUGUCCCCUUUGAAGUCUGUGCUCAGGGCUGCUCUCUGUGUGUGGAGUCUGGUGACCUGGGUGAUGCCAACAGUCACCUGGCCCAUGGGCGUUGGGCUUAGGGUGCAGAUGCCCAUGUAAACGGUUAAUCCUGUGCUUCCUCUUGUUUGGAGAAAUCUGAUUUUUUAUUUGCUAUCUCUGGGAGUUUUCACUCUCUGAACAGUAGACUGGCAAUCACGAUCAUAGUAAAGAUCAUUCUGCAGUCACUUAGGAUUUCUGUUGUGAGUGGUUUCGUCCGUGGGAGUGAAGCACUUUUACGUACACACACGCAAGGACACACAUGUGCACACACACCCAUGCAUGUGAAUACACCCUCCAGAGCCCCAGAGGCUCAUGUAGUUCCCUGCAAAAAGUCAUCUAUAAAAUUGUCCCCUAAAGCUUUCAGGAAUUAAUUUGUUUUCAGCAGGAGAACAGUGUCCUUCCAGGGUCUACAUUUUUCUCCCAACCUGUACUUGAAAGAAGCUGCCCCGAUGUCAUAAUCAUUUGAUCUGGGUCCAGGCCAUGGGACCCCAGAUGUCACAGACCAUUCUGUAAUGAAGUCACUCUGAUAACUCGCUUCAUCAGAACACCGGGCCAGGACCAUGCUGUGGAGGCUUCUGGUGUGGCUGGUCUCAGGGCCUGGCUGUACGUAGAACCCUUGACCUUCAGGACUGGUUCUCCACCCACUCCUUGCUUGCCUGUAUAGUAACUGGCAUUUAAGAAAUGAGAUAUUAUGUGUGUAAAGUGAAUCUUUGGGUGCUUUACAAAUAUUAAUUAUUAUCACCAUUACUGUAAUUUUUGCUUUGUACAGGGGAACAAAAGGCAUCUAUUCGAUGACGUAGCCAAAGUCACCUUGAAACCUGAAAACUCACCCCCUUUCUUAACUGCACUGAUGUUGUUUAACCCUCUGAGAUACUCUUUUUCCUUGGAUUCAUUUACAGCAAAAACCGUAACGAAUGGGACCCAAUGAGCUAGUCUUCUCAACUGACCAAAACAUCUAGAACCCUCAGUUCACCAAAAUCUUGAUGUUUUUGGGUGUGCACUCCUACAGUGUGCUUCCUCACUCUUAUGAGAAACACAAAGGGGGUACCAUCUCAUGGCCUAAAUAGAGUUGUCACCUGUUCACUCCACUACCUCUGUAUCCAGGGCACCAUCCCAUCGGCACUGAUGUUCCUAAUGACCUCACUGUGAGCUGCCUUAAGAGCCCGAAAGAUCAUAAUGGCAGCUGCACUCAAAGUUCAGUGGCAGAACUGUCAACAAUCAAACACUGUGAUUAGCCAACACUUCCAAUUAUACAGAUAGUCCAAUCAACUGGGGGUUUUUAAAGUUGUUAUGCACAUUUAUUAUUAUAAAUAAGAAGUACACUCAAGCAGGAACUGUUAUUACAGUGAGCUGCCAUCGAGUUGGAUAUUGAUUUAUACAAUCAAAGAUGACACACAAGUAUUUUGCACAAGUUUCUUUCCAGAUGUUGUGCUAAAUUAGUACAGAUUCCUACUUUCCUCUCUCCAUCUUUCCCUCCCUCCCUUCCUCCUUUCCUUUCUUUUCAAAUAACUUCUUGGUAAUACUUCUCCCCACAACAUGCCAAAGAUGGUGAGUGCCUCUCCAAGACCACAAAAAAGAUUUACUGCUUUGUUGAAAGCAGUUCCCUUCUGUCAUCUUUCUCAUUUAUUCAGGCAAAAAUGAUGCACUGAACCAUGGCAGAAGCUUCAUAAUUGAUCUUUCUGCUUCUCAUCCCUCCAAAAAAGGGAAAAGCAGUCUUUCCAAAAUGGAAUUCUUAUCCUGUGUUACAUUGCUUAUAGGCUUCAGGAGGUUCCUCUUCCCUGUUCCAGCCCAGUCCAUGCUUGGGAUGACACACGCAGGGCUCCAUCCUGGGCCACCCUGUGGUCUCCCCUCCCUGACCCUCUCCAUCCCUCCUGCACGAAUCUCCCUCCCCCUUCUUAUGUUGGGCCUGUGCUGUAAACUCUGCCUGGACCAUUUCUGUUCAGUCUUCAAAGGCACAGCUGCCCCUCCAAAACCCCCCAAGAAUGAAUUCAGAGCCUGCCCCCUCUGACCUUCUGAGUCCCUCUAUAAGCCCACUGAGGGUCUGGUUUCUCCCCCAGCUGAGGCUUCCUUGGGGCAUGAUGUUUGUAGCUUCUGUGCCUACACAGUGCCUGGCCCUGCAGAGCAUUUCUGAUUGUUUGAAAGAGUGAGUUGCUAGUUUCAGUCCCAGAUUUGGUGCUGACAUAGUCCUGGCAAUGCAGGAAUACGGGGGGCCGGGUGGAGGUGGGGGGGGAUGUCCCUGGGUUGACCAGAAGUCUAAGGCUGGUCUCCUUGGAGGUCACGCAUGGCCGGUCCUGAGAAGGAAGUCUUGGGGUAUAAGGAGAGAGCGUUCCACAUGGCCUCCCCUGCGGCUGAACUAGGAGCUUCAAGUGGCCAUUUCAUUCCCAGCCAUUUACUAGAAGGAGCUCUGACACCUCACACGGGGGUGGGGGGGCGGGGCACUGGUCAGAGGAGACAUCCAUGUCCCACACCCGAGGAGCCAGGUAAGAGUUGGUGGCCCCUGUCUGCACUUGACCCUAAGAGACAGCUUCUCCUGCCUGACAGCAACGCUUGCUGUCACUUGACCCUUUUAAUUUUGCUCCAUAAGAGUCAUCAAGGUGGUGGGUACUUAGAAGGAAAAAGAUAAAAAGAGAAUAAAUUCCAACCCCAUUUUCCCACCCUGAAAAUUCAGUCCCACCCUAGCGAGUGAGCCCUUGGCCCCUGGGUCCUGGGGAGGGGCCAGCUGUCGAGUCCUCCAUCCAGCUGUUCUGCUGGCCUCCUGUGCCGACUGCCUUGCCAGGUCCCUGACCUUGGCUCCUUGUCCAACAGGAGCAGUAGCUAGAUGGAGAUCUGUCUCUAGAAACCCCGAAUGAUUUAAUCUUCUGCCUGUUUUCUGAUGAUGUGCACAUUGGUAGUUCUGGGAUUUUAUUUCUGCCCCUCCCCCCACACUCUGUCGGCUCCCUCCUUCCCUCUCCAUGUGGCUCCAGCCUCCUGCCUACCAAGCAGGUCCUGAGCACCACGUCCUCUGCCUCUGCCCCUGAACCUGCCUCCUUCCCAGACCCCACCAUCCUACCCUUGUCCUUGGACGUGCAGCCCAGAGAGACCUUAAAAGCCUCCGGGUCGGAAGAACUUAUCUUCAGUCUUCUUCAUGCUUCCAGCCCGUAAGCUACACAGAGUGGCAGUGCGUAGAUAUUUGUUAAACCAAGUAGAGCUUGUCACCAACCGCAGAGCCCACCCUGCUCUCCAUCCGGGUCACCAGUUAGUUGGCUGCCAGGAGCCCGGGCCUUGCUCUGGUCACUCUGUCCUUCCAGAGCUCAGAGCAAGCCGGGCUCCGGGAGACUCUUACCAUUAUCCCAGCCAUUCUGUUAGUUAGGAAGGGCUUUCUCAAGGCCUCUAAGAGCCUGAUCAUCAUUUAAACUCAUAGCAACGAACAUCUAAUGAGAAUUAUGAACCAUGUACUAAAGGAAAUGAUCUCAGGGAAUCCUGAGCCCAGCCCCAAAAGAUGGCAGUGCUGUCACCCCCAUCUUACAGAUGAGCACACUAAGGCUUGGGAGGUUAAGUGACUUGUGUAGGGUCACAGUGCUGAUCGUGGGUUUCAUCGAUUGUAGGAUUUAAGGUUUUUCAUAUAUAAGGGCUGUGAGCGUGUGUGCACCUUCUGGUGGGCGAGGGCUCUGGUCCCUGUGAGCCUGUGAGUGGCAGUGAUGUGGGGAACAUGUGUUUGCCUGUGUGAACCUGAACGCUGCUGCCCAUACUAUCCUCACGUCACUUCCUCUGUGCGCAUCUUUGUUACUCUCCUUCUGUGGUUUAGUUGCCGAUAGGUUGGUUGAAAAUAAACAUUGCAGCCAAGGGUUAGAACUCACCUGUAAAUUCCACUCUCAGCACUGAAAAGAAAACCAGUGUGGAAAUCAGGCAGCCCUGUAAUAGAGCCAGGGGUGUCCCUGUGACAUCAGUGGGGCGGGUAUUUAUCAUGAGGCAAGGGGAGUAACUGCACUUACGUAUUUUCUCACCGACAAUCUGUUAUCUGGAAAGGAAGAUGCCCACAAAAAGAUGAAGCAGUGUUUGAGCCUUGUUGUUGAGAUCAGCGCAGUGCCGACUGAUUGCCUGUCCUGAGUGAAGCAUUGUAGCUGAAGCAGACAACGGUGCCAGAUCUCCUUGGGGAGAGAAAGCAGUCGCAGGCCGUGUGCAUGCUCUGAGCGUGUCUCAGGACUGCCGCUAAGGCGUGUCAUCAUUUAAAUGCAAGUGUUUUUGUCACUGGUAAUAAAAUAAUGACACAUCUUAACAAUCACUGAUGUCUUGGAUUUGGUGAAAUCCUUUAAGUGGCUGAUCUAGUUUCAAACCCAAGCAGCCCAGCUCCGGAAUUUCACCCAUAUCCGCGCCCCUCCCGGCUUUCCUUAGCUUUAUGGGAAAGCAUUUGCAGAGUGUGAAGGGGUUUAUAAAUCAAUUUUUAGAACAUAGCUUGCAUGGUCGUGAAAGUGUGGCAUCUUUACUGAAUGCUGAGUCUUCCCCAACUCCCAGCGCCUUGUGACUUGAGUUAAAAUCUGUUUUGUUUCUCUUUUUUUUUUUUUUUUUUUUGCCACAUUGCAAUUGAUCACACAGUUGACCCACUAGAUGGCAAGUUGUACUGUUUUAUUCCUUGAUUUCAUUCCUAACAGGGAGUUCAGGAGUGCUUUCUAUCAGCAAGAUGAUCACAAUUCUUGGGGUUGGUGGAGGUACCCACCCCCCGACAUCCUCUAGUUCAGAGCUGAGAGAGAUCAACACAGGUGCCAGACAAAUGGGGAUUAAAGUGCUGGAAUUGGGAUAAACACCCCAUCAGAAGUCAUAGUACAGGUGGACAUCCAUGUAGGAUUGAUAACACGUCACCCCUGAAUUUUCUAGGCUUUCCACCUGACCCAGUGCUACAGCCCAGCCAAAUGCAGGGUCCUGACUAUGGGGUGGGAGGGGGCUGAUCAAAAUGCAUGUGUUUUGAAAACAGGCUGGUUUUGCAAAGAAAAAGAGAAAAAUAGCUGAGUCAGAAGGCUUGUUUCCUGCCUGUUUCCUUAUCCUCUCUGGGGAGGGUCAGGGACAGAGCACCCAGGGCUAUCGCUGCAGUGGAAGUGCCUUCCCUGGGAUGCGAGCUCGAGGCCACGGAGGGCGUCUUUGCUUAACAGCCCUGAGCAUUAAUGUCUACACCACCCGACGCAGAUUUCUGAGUUUUAGUGUCGCCUUCGUUCUAGCUCAGGUGUGACUCACCUGUUUGGGCUGAGAGGGGUGGGUGGCUAGGUUGCAUUUAACAUUCAUUGUGAAACGAUUACCACAAUUGUUUUCAUUAACAUCCAUCUUUUAUUGUUGCACAUUUGUCUAGCUAGUGGUAUUUUUUGCUAACGCAGUGCUGAAUGCCUAGUAGGUCCACAAUAAAGACCUAUCAGAUUGUCAGUUACUCUGAAUUACUUCAGGAGUGAAUCUCAGAGGAAACAGUGGGCUUUCAGAUAACUCCAUCUGUUUUCCUUGCCUUUUUCUGAACAUGAGGCUGGUGGUACUUUUGCAUGUGUAAAUUUUGGGCAACCUAGACAACAUGUACUGAAGAUAAACUUAGUCCUAGUGUCUCUUUACCCAUGGAAAAUACAAAUGUGCAAUUUGAACCCUGUAACAUGUGUUUUUUUGUCACCAGCUUUGAGGGGCAGCCUUGGAAGAUCAUUGGGGGAAAUGUCACACCGGUGCCCUUGUAGGGACUUGUACCCCCUCUAGAGGGUGCCCACCUGGAGACUGAGUGACCCUGAGCUGCAUGAGGUGGUGCGGGCAGAAGCCCCCCCUCCCCCCCCCACUGUGGGGCGCCUCCCGAGCUGUUCCCAGGGCCUUUCUCUCCAUCUCCGUUCACUCUUCACUAAGGCUGCUGGUUCUUCCCUCCCGUCUGUAUGUCACUGGACCUGUCCACCCUUCCCAACCACCCUUCCUGCCUGUCCCCUGCAGCCCUGUCUCCAGCCUUGGUGACUCUGGAGCAUGAGAUUCUGUCCCCUACAGCCCUGUACAGCUGUUCCUGGGAUGCACGGCCUUGUUGCUAUUUCAUGGACCUGGGUUUGAGCUCAGGCUUUGCUAGGAGCUCACCAAGUGACCCUCAUCUCUACGGGCCCCAGUUUUCUCACCUGGGAGAGGAUUUCCCGGGACACUGGGAGGUGUGAAUUCCAGGACAGCAAAGACAGUGAUAGAACUGGUUUUUCCCACGUGUGGGAUGUCCCUGCCUUGGGGACAGCUCCUCAGCCAGCCUCAUGUCUCUGUGGCUCCCCUGACACCUGCCUUGCACGUUUCUGUUUCAGGGCUGGGAGAGGGCUCUGCCCUCCUUCAUCCGGAUAGCAGGUCCCACCCCAGGUCCUUGGAGAAAAGUGCCUGGAGGGCUUUCAAAGAAUCCCAGUGUCACCACAUGCUCAAACAUCUCCACAAUGGUGCCAGGAUCACCGUGCAGAUGCCGCCUGCCAUCGAGGGCCACUGGGUAUCCACCGGCUGUGAGGUGCGGUCAGGCCCCGAGUUCAUCACCAGGUCCUACUGGUUCUACCACAACAACACGUUCAAGGCCUACCAGUUCUACUACGGUGGCAACCGCUGCACCAGCCCCACCUACACGCUGGUGGUCCGCGGCAAGAUCCGCCUGCGCCAGGCCUCCUGGAUCAUCCGUGGCGGCACCGAGGCCGACUACCAGCUGCACCGCGUGCAGGUCGUGUGCCACUCAGAGGCCGUGGCCGAGCGGCUCAGCCAGCUGGUCAACCGCACGUGCCCUGGCUUCGUGCCCGCUGGGGGCCCCUGGGCGCAGGACGUACCCUACGACCUGUGGCGGGAGGAGGGCGGCCGCGAGUGCACCCGGGCCGUGAACUUCGCCAUGCACGAGCUGCAGCUGGUCCGCGUGGAGAAGCAGUACUUGCAACACAACCUGGACCGCCUGGUGGAGGAGCUCUUCCUGGGCGACAUCCACACUGACGCCUCUCAGAGGAUGUUCUACCGGCCGUCCAGCUACCAGCCCCCGCUGCAGAACGCCAAGAACCAUGACCACGCCUGCAUCGCCUGCCGCAUCAUCCACCGGUCGGACGAGCACCGGCCACCCCUGCUGCCCCCCAAGGCGGACCUGACGGUGGGCCUGCAUGGCGAGUGGGUGAGCCAGCGCUGCGAGGUGCGGCCCGAGGUCCUCUUCCUCACGCGCCACUUCAUCUUCCAUGACAACAACCACACCUGGGAGGGGCACUACUACCACUACUCCGACCCCGUGUGCAAGCACCCCACCUUCACCAUCUACGCCAAGGGCCGCUACAGUCACGGCGUGCACUCCACCAGGGUCAUGGGUGGCACAGAGUUUGUGUUCAAAGUGAACCACAUGAAGGUCACCCCCAUGGACGCCGCCACGGCCUCCCUCCUCAACGUCUUCAACGGGAACGAGUGCGGGGCCGAGGGCUCCUGGCAGGUGGGCGUCCAGCAGGAUGUGACCCACACCAAUGGCUGUGUGGCCCUGGGUAUCAAACUACCUCACACAGAAUACGAGAUCUUCAAGGUGGAGCAGGACGCACAUGGCCGCUACCUGCUGUUCAACGGCCAGAGGCCCAGCGAUGGCUCCAGCCCGGACAGGCCCGAGAAGAGAGCCACGUCCUACCAGAUGCCCUUGGUCCAGUGCGCCUCGUCCGCACCCAGGGCUGAGGACUUCUCCGAGGACCCCGGGGAGCGUCAGCACCGGAGCUGGGCACCCGGGAGCAGCCCGUGUCCCCUGCUGCUGGCCGGGCUCGCUGGCCUCUGGACUCUGCUGCCCUGGCAUGGCCUCGGAUAGAAGUGCUUACAGUUUGAUUUUUCCAAACCGGGAUGCCUUACAAUUUCCAUAUUUUCUUUACGAAAAGGCAAGACACUUCUUCCUCGGAUGCACUUGAGCGGCUGAGAAUGGUCCUCCUCCCCACCUGGCCCUGCCCGCCCAGCCUGAGUCAUGAGUUGUUUGAAGUUUCAGCUUUGAACUCCAUCCAGCCAAAUCCAGGGCCUGGGCGUCCUCACCAUGUAAUUGCACUUUAAGACCGCAGAGGGUUUCAGGCGAGUGUGUUGGCAGAGGGAGCAGGGUGAGAGCUCCGUCAUCUUCUUUUCUUCCUUUUCAUUAUGAUUGCAUUUCAGGGUGGAACUUAGGAGAAACAAAAAGCAGUUCGGUUUCUUCCUGCUCCUUUGAACUUGUUUCACUCUCCGAGUUUUCCAACCUGGAAUGCAGGGCAGAGUUGGUUUGGGACUGCGGUCCAGACACCUUUUUUUAAAUAAAGAAGAGACAUGGGUGCGGGAAAAGACACAGGUCUAAUGGAACCACCUUGACAGCCUUUAUGCAAAAAGAGAGAGAAUCCACACUUUCAAAUGUUGAAAAGUAUCUGUAAUUAAAGUUUCAGAGUCAUUUAAACGAUGGUGGUUGUAACUUGUUGGGAGAUGUCAGUCUGUGCUGGUCUCUGGGUGGCUCUUACCUGCCCCGGGACGGGGUGGUGGAGCACAUGUCAGAUGGAGGUUGUCCCGCUACAGGUGGACAGGAGCAUCGGUGCAGGGAGGGUGACAGUGCAUGAUGUGAUGGUGACCCGAGUGAUGCAGUGCGCAUUCAGUCCGGCCUUCUCUCCAUGGGACCCCAUCCCAGCUCACAUGGUGUCUGGAGCUUCACUCUGCCAUCUCUGUCACUUCAAAGAUUCAGAGACCACUCAUGGGUGCCACAGGCCUGGCUAUGCAGAGGAGGUGGUAGGGGCAUCCUAGCCAGGUGCCCCACGAGACCGUCCACCCUCCUCAGGGGACAGGCCGGCCCGACCUGGCUCUGUCACUGCAGAGAGUCUCAGGGCACCUUCCACCGAGUCUGUGAAGGUGUGUGCGUCACGUGUGCACGUCACUUUGGAUUAUUACGAAUGACGCCCCCUGGACACCGAAGGUGGUUGCCAGGGGAGACUGACGGAGGGAAAUGGUGUAACUGAAAGAAAGCCUGGACGCAUCUAAAAACCAGCGUGGAAACCACGGUCAAGGUCUAGAGUCACACCUGUAUUUAAGAGUUACCUUUAUGAGAUGCUGUGGUGUUAAGUUAUAAGGGGGGCAUGGAGGACCACAGCGCUUUAUCUUUAGAUGAUAUUUUACAUCGUGGUUGAGGGGGUUUAUUCAAAUGAAAGUACUAACUUAAUGUCUGCCAAGUUUAAUAAAUAGAGAUGUCAAAAAUACUCCCACAAUAUACAUUUUACCUGUGGAUCUAUUUAAUUAAUACUAAUGCUAUCUUUAAAGGAUAUAAU
Messenger RNA from Hippopotamus amphibius kiboko, 14364 nucleotides. It is a transcript of the gene APCDD1, whose product is annotated as APC down-regulated 1. Gene Ontology annotation, biological process: negative regulation of Wnt signaling pathway. Gene Ontology annotation, molecular function: Wnt-protein binding. The transcript has 4 exons. Gene Ontology annotation, cellular component: plasma membrane. NCBI's taxonomy places the organism in Eukaryota, Metazoa, Chordata, Mammalia, Artiodactyla, Hippopotamidae. The record is from RefSeq and is a predicted model, not a curated record. The coding region runs from base 11334 to 12908 and encodes 524 amino acids.